Molecule: messenger RNA, 507 nt
Organism: Nerophis lumbriciformis (worm pipefish)
Lineage: Eukaryota; Metazoa; Chordata; Actinopteri; Syngnathiformes; Syngnathidae
Source: RefSeq, a predicted model, not a curated record
AUGAUCCGGAUAGCUGCUGCUUUUCUCGCCGUGUUGGUGGUCGUCUGCUCGGGAGAGAGCUGCACGGAACCAGUCAUCACCCCGUCGACAUACACCACUUCGGACGCAGUCAUCUCCGCAGAGUCUGUGUUCAUUGUGGAGCUCAACCUGGUUUGUGCCAAUGGAGCGCAGAGUGUUACCCUGUAUGCUGACGUCAAUGGAAGACAGUUUCCUGUGACCAGAGGCCAGGAUGUUGGCAAGUACCAGGUAUCCUGGAGUCUUCCUCACAAAGAGGCCAGUUCAGGAACCUAUCAGGUCAAGUUUUUUGACGAGGAAUCCUACAGUGCGCUUCGCAAGGCCCAACGAAACAAUGAAGAUGUGAAUGCCAUCAAGCCUCUAUUCUUGGUCAACGUGGACCAUAGGGGUGUGUGGAGUGGCCCGUGGGUUUCUACUGAGGUGGUAGCAGCGCUCAUGGGAAUCCUUCUCUACUACAUGGCUUUCAGCGCCAAGAGCACCAUUCAAGCUUAA